CAUCGGCGUAUUUGAUCGAGUGGAUAAAUUAUUAAUUUGUUGAAUCUAAAUUGUUGAAACGAUCCAAACAACGCCGUCAAGAUGAUGCAGUUUAUGCUACUGUUCAGUCGACAAGGGAAGUUAAGAUUACAGAAGUGGUUUGUAGCUCACACUGAUAAAGUCAAAAAGAAGAUCACCAGAGAGCUUGUGACAUUAGUAUUAGGACGAAAACCCAAGAUGUGCAGUUUUCUAGAAUGGAAAGAUCUCAAAGUUGUUUAUAAAAGAUAUGCUAGUUUAUAUUUUUGUUGUGCCAUUGAACCAGAAGAUAAUGAAUUACUAACAUUAGAAAUAAUACAUCGUUAUGUGGAACUUUUAGAUAAAUAUUUUGGAAGUGUAUGUGAAUUAGAUAUCAUCUUUAAUUUUGAGAAAGCCUAUUUUAUGUUAGAUGAAUUCCUAUUAGGAGGUGAAGUACAAGAAACUAGUAAAAAGAAUGUAUUAAAGGCCAUUGCAGCACAAGAUCUUUUACAAGAGGAGGAGACCCCCCAAGGCUUCUUUGAUGAUCAUGGAUUAGGUUAAAGUGGCUGUUCACAGAAACAUUUAGUGCAUUUAGUGAAAUUCAUUAACUACAUGUACUGUGAGAUCAUUUAUUUUUGUGGGCAUCAAAUUUUAUGUUAUUUCUUCAGAAACGUAUUCAGAAGGAUGUUUAUUUGUGGAUCUAAUUUUUUUAACAGAAUCACGUUUUUCCAUAACUUUAAAAUUCUUUUAUUUUUCAUUUUACUACCUUAUUUUCUUAUUAUAAGGCUAAAAUAACAUCCCUCACAGAAAUGUUGUGUUUAUAGUUUACGGGG
Molecule: messenger RNA, 827 nt
Organism: Lottia gigantea (owl limpet)
Lineage: Eukaryota; Metazoa; Mollusca; Gastropoda; Lottiidae
Exons: 5
Coding region: 82-555 (157 amino acids)
Biological process (GO): intracellular protein transport; vesicle-mediated transport
Cellular component (GO): membrane coat; intracellular membrane-bounded organelle; AP-1 adaptor complex
Molecular function (GO): clathrin-cargo adaptor activity
Source: RefSeq, a predicted model, not a curated record